This is a messenger RNA of Mytilus californianus (California mussel), 1152 nucleotides long. Its product is annotated as chitin synthase chs-2-like. NCBI's taxonomy places the organism in Eukaryota, Metazoa, Mollusca, Bivalvia, Mytilida, Mytilidae. Gene Ontology annotation, cellular component: cell periphery; cell septum. Bases 1 to 1152 code for a protein of 383 amino acids. The transcript has 9 exons. The record is from RefSeq and is a predicted model, not a curated record. Gene Ontology annotation, molecular function: chitin synthase activity.
AUGGCUUUUGUUAGCAGACUGUUUGUUCUGCCUCACUACUGUAGUCCUAUUGCUGACCUCUCACUUGUUCACAACAGACGACACAAACCUAAACACAACUCUUAUGGUACACAGAAAGAUGAUCCUGUUCUAACAAAAGUAUAUAUUUGUUUAACGAUGUGGCACGAAAACCGACGGGAAAUGAAACAGUUCCUCAAAACCUUAUUCAGACUUGAUAACGACCAAGCUGCAAGAUAUAUAGCUAAGAAUGAGGAGUCAGUCUGUCUUGACAGAGAAGCUGGUAUUAGAGACUAUUAUGAAUUUGAAGCAUAUAUUAUGUUUGAUGAUGCGAUGGAAACGACAGAAAGUAGAGAUGGUGGAGAAAAGAAACGGGAACCUUAUGAGUUCGUACAACAGUUAAUCGAAAUCAUUUCAGAAGCAAGGAUGGCCGAUUACCAGGUGACAAUCAAUCUAGAACCCCCAUCGAAGCUUAUUACUCCAUAUGGUGGACGUUUAGAACGGACAUUACCAGGAGGAAAUAAACUUGCUGUACAUUUAAAAGAUAAACUUAGAAUUAGGCACAAGAAGAGAUGGUCCCAGAUUAUGUACUUAUAUUAUUUGAUUGGUUAUAAAUUAGUGAACAGUGAGCUACAACAGACGGAAAAAGUAAAAGAUUUUGAAAGUGCUCAGAACAUUUUUGAAAACCUCCCAAAAAGCUUAAACCAACAGGUAGAGAACACCUAUGUAAUGGCUUUAGAUAGUGAUGUUGACUUUUCUCCAGAAGCACUUCAGCUACUCAUAGACAGAAUGAAGAAAAAUACAAAUGUUGGUGCGACAUGUGGUCGUAUUAAACCUGGAGGGUCUGGUCCGGUUAUGUGGUACCAGAAAUUCGAAUAUGCUAUAGGACAUUGGUUACAAAAGUCAGCAGAGCAUGUUUUCGGUUGUGUGCUUUGUAGUCCCGGAUGUUUUAGUCUGUUUCGGGCAAAAGCUUUAAUGGAUGAUAACAUCAUGAGAACGUAUGCAAAUUUACCAACAGAACCCAAACAUUAUAUACACUACGAUCAAGGUGAAGAUAGAUGGCUCUGCACGCUCUUUUUACAACAAGGCUAUCGUAUUGAAUACUGUGCAGCUGCGGAAGUAUUGACGUUCGCUCCAGAGGAACUUCAGAAAUAA